AUGCGUCCAUCUCCUGCCUUUGGACUUCGAGCAGCGCCUGGCGCGCCCACGAUGUCGGUGGUGGGUCCCUCCGCGGACAACAAGCAGCAGCAGGCGGCUGAGGUCUUCGAGGUCGACUUCGACGGCGUCCGCGAGGCGUUCGACGGCAGCAGCAGCAGCAGCAUCGCCGCUUUCGACGGCAGAGGGGCGGGGGGAGGUGCUUUGAACUUGCGCUCAGUCGCCGGGGCGGGCGCGGCCGCUCUCACCCCCCUGGUGCUGGGCGCGGCGGAGGCCAGCGCGAAGGGGGGCGAGUUCGGGAUCAUCGAGGGAAGGUCGGCGUCGUUUUUCCACCCCAUCGUCAUGGGCACCAUGUUCGCCGUGAGCCUGCGCUCCGCCAAGCUGGGGCUGGAGUGGCGGGAGCAGCGUACCAUGGGCGGAAGAAUGAGCACUCUUAAGGAGCAACUGCCGGUGUUGUCCUCCGGGUCGCGAGCGUCGACCCCCCUGCAGAAGGAAGCGGACGGCAUCCGCUCGAAACUGGAGGAGCUGGGAGAGGACGCAGCCGAGGCGGCGGCGAGCCUGAAGGCGGACCUUGCGAAGCUCUCCUCGUCUGCGGCAGUGGAGAUUGAGCAGGAGCUGAACGACAUGGGCGCCCGGCGGAAAGAGCUCUCGAAAAAGAACGUACGCGACCGUCACUACGACGCCGGCGCGCUGCUGCUCGGGCUCGGGACGUUCGCCGCCGUCGAGGGGCCCGUCAACACGUACCUUAGGGCGCAGAAGCUCUUCCCGGGGCCCCACCUGUACGCCGGGGCCGCGGUGGUGGUGGCGUGGGCGGUGGCGGCGUCUCUGGUGCCGAAGAUGCAGAAGGGGGACGACACGGCUAGGAUCGCGCACAUGGCCAUCAACUUCGGCAUGAUCGCCCUCUUCGCGUGGCAGAUUUUCACUGGCAUCCCGAUCGCGCAGAAGGUCUGGGAAUUCACAAAGUUCCCUUGAAGCAAUUCAUGCUGCAUUCCGAAUCGGAGCGCCGUCGUUCGACAGCGUGUGCGGCGUGCAGCGACAUCACAGACGGCUCGCUUGCAGUGUGGGGGCGGUGGUCAGCCAUUCGUGGAUCUCGGCGUUACUCCGAGUUCAAGCCCCCGUCUGAUGGGCGGGAAACUAUUAUAAUACGAAACCUUGCCCUCCUAGAAGCGUGAGCGUCCAUGUACUGAGUACGAAUCAUAAGGAAGUCCGGCGGUUUUGUUUUGUCGAACCCGGAAGGGGGCUAGUGUUAUGCACGGCUUGGUGAAGAAGCAACCAGUCUGACCGUACUUGAUUAGUCUGGAGAGAAAAAAGAUAUCUGAAGAGAAGAACGAUAUCUAGAGAGAAAAAAAAUACCAGUCUAGAGAGAGAGGAGGAUAGCACGUGUGCAUACGUUAUGUAGAUUUCGUGUGUGUCUUCGCACUGGAUUGAAUGGGCCGGGUAUUCCGGACAAUCUUCGUUGUUGCCAGGCGAGGAAUCUGUUUCCACUCUCCCCUAGGGCCGUUAGAAAAACAUCGCUGUGUACGACACAACAGCUCACAUACAGCGUAAUAUAUGUUGAUGUUUUCGGGUGUCAGUGUGAGGGAUGGACGCAGAUCUACCUGCGUUGUUGUUGCUUCCUCCUGUGUUUCAUUCCGGUUGAUGUGCUACCAACCAAUCGACGGCACCUGUGCUUCUCUCUCGAGUCGCUGGCGUAUCAGACGGUCGGUCUCGAGGUAUUUUGGUCGGAUUUGGGCACAAAUGCCAUGACUAACUUCAGCGAAUCAGUACCGACCAAUCACAAUCGAUAAAUGUGGGAUUGGCGUUCCGUCCGCUUCAGACUCACACUUUC
Molecule: messenger RNA, 1825 nt
Organism: Ectocarpus siliculosus
Lineage: Eukaryota; Phaeophyceae; Ectocarpales; Ectocarpaceae
Source: the annotation of a GenBank genome assembly